GAGAGAGGGGAUGACAGAAACCCACGCUCGUCCUUCGUCGUCGUCUUUUUGUUCUUCUUCAUCGUUUUCUAUUCUCUCCAUUCUCUCUGGUUCAAGUAUUAGCAAGGAAACGAGAAGACGGAGAGAGGGAGAGAGAGAAAGAUCCAAGAGGGGAAAAUGUACGUGCAGUACGUGACGGGAUUCGUGGUGGCCUCCAUCUUGGCCUUUGUUUUCUGGAGGAGGCGAAGAGGCAACAGUGGGCGUCAACAUUCAGAUCCGAUCCGGAUGAGGAGCGGCGAAAAGGCGAGGGGAUCAGACGGGGAAGCCGGGCAGCUGGACGUCAUUAUCGUCGGCGCCGGAGUCGUGGGCUCAGCCCUGGCCUACGCCCUUGGGAAGGACGGGCGCCGGGUUCAUUUGAUUGAGAGAGAUCUAUCAGAGCCAGACAGGAUAGUGGGUGAACUUCUGCAACCUGGUGGCUACCUGAAAUUGGUAGAGCUUGGUUUGGGCGACUGCGUUCAGGAGAUAGACGCUCAACAUGUUUUUGGAUAUGCGCUUUUCAAGGAUGGGAAAGAUACUAAAGUCUCUUACCCUUUGGAAAAAUAUCAUGUGGAUGUAGCAGGCAGGAGCUUCCAUCACGGGCGUUUCAUUCAGCGACUGCGAAAGAAGGCUUCCUCUCUUCCUAAUGUGCAGAUGGAACAAGGAACGGUCACUGCAUUGAUCGAGGAUCAUGGCACUGUCAGGGGUGUUAGAUAUAAGUCCAAGAAUGGUGAUGAACUGAAAAUACAUGCACCACUUACAGUUGUGUGUGAUGGUUGUUUUUCAAACUUAAGGCGUUCUCUGUGCAACCCAAAGGUAGAUGUGCCUUCUUGCUUUGUUGGCCUUGUUUUGGAGAACUGUAAGCUUCCAUAUCCAAAUCAUGGACAUGUUAUUCUGGCAGAUCCAUCCCCUAUUUUAUUUUAUCCCAUCAGCGGGAAUGAGGUCCGUUGCUUAGUUGAUAUACCUGGCCAAAAGGUACCUUCAAUAGCUAAUGGAGAAAUGGCAAAAUAUUUGAGUACCGUUGUGGCACCUCAGAUUCCAAGUCAGUUGCAUGACGCUUUUCUUUCAGCUGUUAACAAGGGAAAUGUCAAAAUGAUGCCUAAUAGGAGCAUGCCUGCAAAUCCUCAACCCACUCCUGGUGCUGUACUUUUGGGAGAUGCAUUUAAUAUGCGCCAUCCUUUAACAGGUGGUGGAAUGACGGUUGCAUUGUCUGAUACUGCUGUCCUCGUGAACCUUCUUAAGCCUCUUCGUGAUUUGAGUGAUGCUUCAUCACUUUGCAAGUAUUUGGAGUCAUUUUACACCUUACGUAAGCCAGUUGCGUCUACCAUAAAUACACUAGCAGGCGCUCUCUACAAAGUGUUUUGCACAUCACCUGAUUUGGCCAUGAAGGAAAUGCAACAAGCUUGCUUUGAUUAUUUGAGCCUUGGAGGUGUCUUUUCAUCUGGACCAAUAGCUCUGUUGUCUGGCCUUAACCCACGCCCUUUGAGCUUGGUCCUUCACUUCUUUGCUGUGGCUAUCUAUGGCGUUGGUCGUCUUUUGAUGCCAUUUCCUUCUCCCAGACGUUUGUGGAUUGGGGCUCGCAUUAUCUCGGGUGCAGCCAACAUCAUAUUUCCCAUUAUAAAAGCAGAAGGAGUAAGGCAGAUGUUUUUUCCAAAGACCGUAUCGGCAUAUUACAGGAAUCCCCCUGCUAGUUAGAACACGAUACUGUCAGCUGUUUUCUCCCAGUGCCUAGGAAAUGUAUGUUUAUAAGUUUCCAUUGUUAUUCAUGUCUGACAUGCUUUUCUUGGCAAAUGAGACGAUUGUGCUCAUCAGUGAGGGCUUUGAUAAUGAAAAUAUUUUGGUCGAGGUUUCA
This is a messenger RNA of Nymphaea colorata (pocket water lily), 1867 nucleotides long. Its product is annotated as squalene monooxygenase SE1-like. The record is from RefSeq and is a predicted model, not a curated record. The transcript is spliced from 8 exons. Gene Ontology annotation, biological process: sterol biosynthetic process. Gene Ontology annotation, molecular function: squalene monooxygenase activity; flavin adenine dinucleotide binding. NCBI's taxonomy places the organism in Eukaryota, Viridiplantae, Streptophyta, Magnoliopsida, Nymphaeales, Nymphaeaceae. Bases 157 to 1710 code for a protein of 517 amino acids. Gene Ontology annotation, cellular component: endoplasmic reticulum; membrane.